Molecule: messenger RNA, 3502 nt
Organism: Xyrauchen texanus (razorback sucker)
Lineage: Eukaryota; Metazoa; Chordata; Actinopteri; Cypriniformes; Catostomidae
Product: chloride channel protein ClC-Kb-like
Exons: 20
Coding region: 51-2132 (693 amino acids)
Biological process (GO): transmembrane transport; chloride transport
Cellular component (GO): membrane
Molecular function (GO): voltage-gated chloride channel activity
Source: RefSeq, a predicted model, not a curated record
GUUGAAACUGACCUCAAUGGUCUUUCAUGGGGAAUGAGUCAACAGGCUGAAUGACAAUGGAGCAGAUUUGCGUUGAUGUAGACCGUCCUGAAAAAAAUGAAGAACAGUGCAUACAUCAAAAUAAAACAGACCCCGGUAGUGCAGAGGAAAAGCUAAUCACCUCUAAUGAACACUCACGGAAACCAUGGAAACAUGCCCGGUCACGGAUCAGAGAGUGUAUGCUGUAUGUGAAGAAGGCUAUGGUCUCUUUGGGUGGCAUGGAGUGGUAUUGCUAUGCCCUGUUAGGGAUCCUCACCGCUCUAAUGAGCUUCUUCAUGGACAUGACGGUGGCCAAGUUACUCAACGCUUACAAAUGGCUGUACGAUGGUCUUAAGGGUCACCGUUUGCUGCAGUUCCUAUGCUGGGUGCUUUACCCAGCCUGUGUCUGUGCCCUGUCCACCAGCUUCUCCCACAGCAUCUGCCCGUCCUCUGCAGGUUCUGGUGUACCUGAGGUUAGGUCUAUUCUUCUAGGGAUGGACAUGCCAGAUUACCUGUCCCUCUCUAAUCUGUUUGCUAAACUGGUUGGCCUGAUAUGCACACUAGCUUCCGGCAGCACAGUGUUUCUUGGCAAAGUGGGUCCAUUUAUCCAUUUAUCUACCAUGGUGGGUGCAUUCAUGAAUCGUCUGCAUGCUUCCUGUAGUGGUGGAAAGCAGAGAGUGGCUAAAGGAGAAAUGCUGGUUGUGGCAGCAGCAGUGGGCGUCGCAAGCUGUUUUGGGGCUCCAGUUAGUGGUGUUCUGUUCAGUAUAGAGGUGUUAGGGACUCAUUAUUCAGUCAGAGAUUACUGUCCCUGCUUCUUUGCAGCAGCUUGUGGAUCAAUUACCUUCAGGCUGCUGUCUGUUUGUAGUAGGGAUCAAGAAACCAUCCAGGCCCUGUUUAAAACCAGCUAUCCUGCAGAGGUGCCUUUCCAGCCAUUUGAAGUAUUCAUUUUUGCACUGCUUGGACUGAUCUGCGGGGUUAUCAGCUGUUUUUACUUAUAUUGUCAUCGCUGGGCUCUGCGUUUUGUCAAGAAAAACAAACCCAUCAGCAGCCUUCUGGCAACAGAAAAGGCACUUUAUUCAGCCAUUGUGGCAUUUCUCCUAGCCUGCUUUACGUUUUAUCACUCAGCAGGACGUUUCAUAGCUGCUGAGCUCACAAUGAAGCAGCUGCUUACUUCCCUGUUAGACAGCACUUCAUGGUACACAAUUUCCCUGAAUGCUACCGGGCUGCCUGAGCCUCAGAACACAUUUUGGCAGGCAUGGAACCCACCUGGUGGAAGUUACUUCCAAACACUAGGAUUUUUUAUUCUUACGAAGGUUGGGCUGUUGGUCGUGGCUUGUACCUUGCCUUUACCUGCUGGCUACUUCAUGCCAGUAUUUGUUUAUGGUGCUGCUGUGGGGCGUUUUGUGGGAGAGGGCACUGCCUAUCUGUUCUCAGAUGGAAUCACAGCAAAUAGUUUGAUAAACCCAGGGGGCUAUGCUUUAGCAGGAGCAGCAGCCUACUCUGGGGCUGUGACACACACACUGUCUCCUGCCCUAUUGGCUCUUGAAAUGACCGGGCAGUGCACUCAUGCAGUCCCCGCCCUGGUUGCUACGCUGCUGUCCUACGCGGUUGCCCGUGCAAAGCACCGUCCAUCUUUCUAUGAUGGCAUAUCGCUUAUUAAAAAGCUCCCGCACUUGCCAUCGCUCAUCCGGGCUUGUCCAAAGUUGGCCCAAGUUCAGAUCAAGCAGUUUGUGAUCCCAGCAGGAGCUGUGCUAGAGAAAGCUGAGAGAUGGACAAAUGUGCAGCAAAUCCUAAACACUAGCACAGAGACUGAAUUCCCUGUAGUGAACUCUCAUGAAUCCCCCACUCUCCUGGGUACAGUCAUCAAAACACAGUUGCAGGUCUUUCUGCAAGAGCAUAGAAAUGAGGAUUUUAGUAAACAGCUAGAAGAUGUAUGCUCCAUUCGACCUGUUCGGCUACAACUGACUCCUGAAACUACUGUAAAGCAGGCCCAUUGUAUCAUGUGUGUGACGGGCGAGCAGCAUUUGUUUGUGACCGAGAGUGGGCGGCUGUGUGGCGUCAUCACAUGGAAAGAGAUGAAGAAAAUAAUCGAAGAGAUGGCAAAGGAAAUCUGAUGCAAGGGGGACAAGAUCAGAUGGCAUUUGAGAACAGACAUCAAUUUAUACUUUCCACUUAAAAUCUCUUCAUUUUAAUAAGCAUACUUAAUAUUUCAUCCAAUGGUAAUGAUGCUUGGAUCAUUACUUGGAGAUCAAGUAAUAAUUAUUCAUAGUAAAAUGAUGAGGAGAUGAAGGGUAAUCUUAUUAAAUUAAACAGCAAUUUAGUAGGGUACAACAAGGUUAAAGGCUCCUCAGUGUAAAGGCCCUUUUGAUUUUAAUCUCUCCCUAAAUAUUAAAUAGCACCAAACACCACCACAUCACUUUCCUGAACAUCCGUUUGUCACUAGGCACUGUGAAAUUUUCCUAUGGUGUGCUGUGCCAGAAGCUUACUUUUUAUUUUAUUUUUUACCUUUUAUGGAUUUAAUUAAAAACACUUCUUGUCAAUUAUUUUCUCAUAAAUUGUGUUGCUCCAUCAAUAUUCAAUAACAAAUAUGUAUAUUCAACCAAAAAUUACAUUUCUGUCAUUAUUCAAUUUAUUUCCAAACCCAUAUAAUUUUCUUUCUUUUGCAAAACACAAAAGGAGAUGUCAGGCAGAAUGUUUAGUCUCAGUCACCAUUCACUUACAUUGUUUGGAAAUAAUGUGCAAUGAAAGUGAAUGGUGACUGGAGCUAACAUUCUUCCUAACAUGUCCUUUUGUGUUCCACUCAAGAAAGAAAGUAAUUCAGUUUUGGAACAACUUGACGGGAACUAAUGACAGAAUUUAAAUUUUUUGGUGGAGCUAUGUUGCACCCCUCUGUUGUCAGUCUCUAUUCAGAAAAAGUCACUGGGAUGGUACAUUUUAUGUAUCUCGUUUAGGGUGCAUAAUUGUACCCUAAGGACCUAUUGUGUACCUUUCAAUGUACAUUUAAAUGAACUAAAAAACAUACCUUUUUGUGUCCUUUAGAGUACAAAUAUGUACCCAAAACUUGGGGACCACCCCAGUAACAGACUGAUACACGAAACAGUACUUUUUUUUCUGAAAGUGCAUGAGCUGUAGGAACUGAACUAAAGAUGUUGACUGACUUUGAAACUGACCUGUAUAAUAGAUAAUUUACAUGUAUAGUGUUCAAAUGAAAUUCAAUACAUUUGCAAUCACAAUUAUUCAACCCCACUGACAUUCUGGUGAUGUGAAUUAAAACACAUCAAUUAAAACCUCAGUAAACAGUCAAAGUUUUUAAAACACUUUUGAGUGAUUUUGAGAACAAAGAGUUCAGUUUACCCACAUUUUAAAACAAAAGAUAAAAAUGAUCUCCAUAAAUGUCAUGUCAAACAUAUUCAACCCCCUAUAUUAAGUCAUUUGUGGAGCAUCCUUUACCCUUAAUAGCAUCAAAUAAAUGUUUCAGGUAAGU